This is a messenger RNA of Colletotrichum truncatum, 318 nucleotides long. Its product is annotated as chromatin remodeling complex subunit. The record is from RefSeq and is a predicted model, not a curated record. Lineage: Eukaryota; Fungi; Ascomycota; Sordariomycetes; Glomerellales; Glomerellaceae.
AUGGAUAUAGAUAACAGUGGCGACGUUUUCAAGAAGCGUGAGAGGAAGAGGUCCUGGUUGGAGAGCUACGGAAACUCCGAUGCUGGGUCUAACGUGGACCUCAUGGAGCUUGACGAAGAAGAGACUCCAGCUCGCUCCAGCCGUAAGAGAAGCAUGCGUCGCCGUCAAACCCGUCUCACUUCUACCCUUGAUUCCGACGACGAUGACGACGGCGACACGGAAACUGAUUGUCGCUCCUUGCGGCAGCAACACGGUACCUCCAGGCAAAACACACGUCAAGAAUAUCCUAGCAUUUUUGAUGAUAAUGUCGACAACUGA